Messenger RNA from Salmo salar (Atlantic salmon), 4264 nucleotides. Lineage: Eukaryota; Metazoa; Chordata; Actinopteri; Salmoniformes; Salmonidae. The record is from RefSeq and is a predicted model, not a curated record.
CGGGACACAAAGCUGGUGGGGCAGAAUUCAGGGGAGCACACCAUUUCUGGAGCUGCUGCCUGUAACAACUGCGGAAUAAAACAAAAGUCGUAUAUAAUGGAAGAAAAGUCGUAAUUAUAAAGUUAUGUACGCGAGUCAGGUGUUUAGAAAAACGCAGGGAAAAACGGUGGACACUUUUUUUGUUGUUGAUUGUUUGAGUUUUAAAUGCUGAGGAAAUCAAUCACCCCAUGUCUCGAGCCACUACGCCGGUGGUGCACAGUCUACGGCGGCGAAGGACUGGCGUGAUCAGGCCAGCAAUCGGCCUAGUCAAGUGACUCCCAAAGUGUCAGAUAUAGCUUGCUCGCCAGCUAGCUAACUUGCUGAUUUACUUUUGUCAACCAACGUCGUUGACGUCCCUGAUAUGGCAAUUGCAAGUUGCUGUUUUCAAAUUGUGGCUACUGCUAGCCAUUGUUAAUCGACUUUUUAGCUAACAUUAGCAAACUACCUUACUAGCUGUCUAGCUAGUUCAGCUACCAGUUGGCUAUGUUGGACUGAGCUAGCUAGCCAGUAAACACAGCUUGCGAGUUCCAGUUUUUAAACUAGAUUUAUUUCCGUUUUAGGUCCGCCAGUGUCUUGGCAAGUUGUGUCAUGUAAGAUUAUUUUCCUUCGUGUACGCGUGUCUUGCAUAUUAUUCUUUUUACAUUUUUACAUUCAGUUUUAAUGAAUAACUAGUUAGCCAGUUAGCAAUGUCUCUGCCAUCCGCCGAUAUGAUCGAAACUCCCCCUGGAUAUCCAUUUGAAGAAAUAGAUUAUGUGGAUAUUGAAGUUGAAGAGGUCGUGGGGAGAGGUGCAUUUGGUGUUGUCUGCAAGGCCAAAUGGAAAGGCAAAGACGUCGCAAUCAAGACAAUUGAGAGUGAAUCUGAAAGGAAAGCAUUCAUAGUUGAGCUGCGACAGCUUUCACGUGUGAAUCACCCCAACAUUGUGAAGUUGUAUGGCUCAUGCAAUAUUCCGGUCUGCCUGGUGAUGGAAUAUGCUGAAGGGGGGUCUCUGUACAAUGUGCUGCAUGGUGCUGAACCCCUCCCCUAUUACACUGCUUCCCAUGCCAUGAGCUGGUGUUUUCAGUGUUCCCAAGGGGUCGCCUAUCUCCAUGGCAUGAAACCAAAGGCUCUCAUUCACAGGGACCUCAAGCCACCCAACCUGCUCCUGGUUGCCGGUGGCACCGUGCUGAAGAUAUGUGACUUUGGGACAGCGUGUGACAUUCAGACCCACAUGACCAACAACAAAGGAAGUGCUGCUUGGAUGGCCCCAGAGGUGUUUGAAGGCAGCAAUUACAGUGAGAAGUGUGAUGUGUUCAGCUGGGGCAUCAUUCUCUGGGAGGUGAUCACACGCAGGAAGCCCUUUGACGAGAUUGGAGGGCCGGCCUUCCGCAUCAUGUGGGCUGUGCAUAACGGCACCCGGCCACCGCUCAUCAAGAGCCUACCCAAACCCAUUGAGAGCCUGAUGACCCGCUGCUGGUCUAAAGACCCCUCCCAGAGACCCUCCAUGGAGGAGAUAGUCAAGAUCAUGACCCAUCUUAUGCGAUGCUUCCCAGGAUCUGAUGAACCCUUGCAAUAUCCGUACCAGUCUUCAGAUGAAGGACAGAGUAGCUCGGCCACCAGUACAGGUUCCUAUGUGGAUUACACUUGCAACAGCAACAAGAGUGACACAAACAUGGAGCAUGGGGACUCUCCAGGGAGCAACGACACCAUCAAGAUCACACCUCAGUUUGCUCAUCAGUUCAGGCCAAAGGUAGACCCAUUGUGGAGCCUGCCUCUGUCCAGAGGGAGCAGUGUUGAGAGCCUGUCGGAGCGAACCCACAGUCUGCUGCCCUCAGAGAGCAAAAGAAUGAGCGCAGACCUGUCAGAGCUGGAGCACAGGGUGCCUUUCGCUCCCACAGCACGUCCCCAGUAUAAACGAGGCCACCGUAAAACGGCGUCAUUUGGCACCAUUCUGGACGUUCCCAAGAUCGUCGUCACAGCCACCUGUGAGGCGCAGAGACGGAGAUCUGUACAGGACCUCCCUGGGGUCGGCACAGAGUCCAGCCAGGGGAGCCGGAACAGCAGCAGGUCCUCCAGUCCCAGUGUGAGGAUGAUGCCGCCUGAUAAGUCCAGCAGCAGAGGCUAUAGCUUCUCUCCCGAUGACCCCACAGAUACCAACGGCUCAGACAACUCCAUUCCCAUGGCAUAUCUCACUCUGGACCACCAGCUGCAGCCCCUCGCUCCUUGCCCAAACUCCAAAGAGUCCAUGGCUGUGUUUGAGCAGCACUGUAAAAUGGCCCAGGAGUACCUAAAAGUGCAGACAGAAAUCGCCUUGCUGAUCCAGAGAAGGAAGGAGUUGAUCGCUGAACUGGACCAAGAUGAGAAGGACCAGCAGAACACGUCCCGCCUGGUCCAGGAGCACAAGAAGCUGCAGGAGGAGAAUAAGUCUCUGUCCACCUACUACCAGAAGUGCAAAAAGCAGCUGGAACUGAUCCGCGCCCAACAACCGAAGAGACAGGGCACCUCAUGAUGAUCCACAAACUGGCCCCUACCUGGCUCAUGCUGCAGAGACACAAACAAACUGUCCCCAUGUCAUAUCCCCUGUUCUCUUCCUCUCCUGAUCUGGGUCACCUGUAGUCUGGUCUGAAACCCAAACCUCUACUGUCCUGGGUCACCUUUAGUCUGGACUGAAACCCAAACCUCUACUGUCCUGGGUCACCUGUAGUCUGGACUGAAACCCAAACCUCUACUGUCCUGGGUCACCUGUAGUCUGGACUGAAACCCAAACCUCUACUGUCCUGGGUCACCUGUAGUCUAGACUGAAACCCAAACCCUACCUGCAAAGCAUUUGCCACUAUCUCUCUCCCCCUCCCUCUGCCCUAUGAAAGCUAUGAUCUCAACCUAGGUGCCCCCGCCCACCAGCACCUGGGCCCUGUAGGUUCCAGUGGAUCUUGUUUUACCUUGUACUGUAAAGAGACCUGUGUUUUACUGUAUACCUGCAUGUUGCGUCAUAGACACACUGCUGAUAACAUGGAAUGGACAAUAAGGUGUGCACUCAAGCAGGCUGUUAUGGAAAGUCUCUGUGUGUCCAUAUGUUUGCACAUCUUUACAGUGUAUUCUUUGAUAGCAGACCAAAACAAUCAGCAUCCAUCUACCCUCUCUGUCCAUAAAGAGCUGUAGUCCUGAGGUUGUGAUUGCCCUAGGUUCAGUGAACACAGAGGGCAGAGGAGUGGGCUUCUAGCCCUCAAUGGUCAGCCAUCCUUUGGGUCAGAAAGGAUGCUUCUUGAGGUGUGAGUCCUGUACAGUAACCUCCUAUUGCCUUGUGUUCCACUGAGCCUGAUGGGAGGGGAGGCCAGUGAGGGGUGUGAAAUAUGUUUCUCUCUAUUGCUCUCAGGGCCCCUCGGACCCUCCCCUGGGCUGCCUGGUCAGUGUGUGUGUGUGUGUCCUCCCACAGUCCAGUCCUCCCAUUGGUUAGUCCGACCCUGACCUGUCUUCCUUACUGGCUAGUGGCCAUGUGUCCUUGAGAAUGUGAAAAACAAAGAUGGACGUGUGAGUUACGUUCAGAAUUUGGAGUUUUUAAUGAAUUACGAACUGAAUUUGGCAUUUUUUAAUGAAUUACGAGCAGAAUUUAUUUGACUGUGAUCACUAAGUUCUAAGUGUGUUUUUUACCCUCUUAGGCAGAAAUAGCCACCCUUGUAUCUAUAUAAUGUAGACGUCUCCGUUCUCACUCCUAGUUCUUAUGGCAGCAUAACCCCUUACAGAAGAAAUCCACCACAACCUAUCUGAAAGUAUUUCAUGUAAGUUGCAUUCAUUUUAACGGGGGAUGUAUUUUAGAUAUGCCUUGCGUAUCCAUGAUGUGUCUGUGGAUAAAAAAAAGAAUGUCUUGGCUUGUUAAAAGUACCUGUAUUGAAACGUGGGUUGGGUCUCAAACAGAGAUGCGAUAUUUAUAGGCCGCUUUCAACAACAACAACACAAGCAAAAUUAUGAGACUUUUAUUUUUUCAACCUGCUUAAGUAAAACAAACUUUGUAUGAGGUUGAAAGUGCAACAUGUUUAUCAUGACUUCAGUAUUUUGUGUUUCUUUGUCUUUUAUUAUUCUAUAGUUUUACUUUGUAUAAGUAAGACACCGUUUUUGUGUUAGGGAUUAUAAUUUUAUCUGGUAUGGGAAUAUACAGUGCAUUCGGAAAGUUUUCAGACCCCUUGACUUUUUCUAUAUUUUGUUACGUUACAGCCUUGUUCUAAAAUUGAUUCAAUAAAAACAUUUCCCUCA